AUGACUUACUCAUCCAGCGGGCCUUCACUCGCUCAGGCCCUGGAUAUGGGUAAGGAAAGCAACAAUGGGAAUAUGGAUACGGAUGUCGAUCAUUUGCAUUCAAACUUGGAUCCUUCAAAGUCACAUUCCCUUCCUACUUCGGAUCUGUCCGUUCUGAGUGAAUCUGACCCUGGCUCUAUUCAACAAUCUCGCUCUUCUUCGCAACCUCGCUUCCUACGUUCCAGCGAAAGUGAAAACGACAUCUCUCCAAACCAUCUCCACCACGCUCAUCUCCAAUUACACCAGCUCGAAACCGUUGAUGACAGAAUCGUUGACGAAGCAGCCGAACAGAGCCAUCUGCAGCUCCACAAGACCGGCCACCACUCCCACCACUCCCACCACCGUUUGCAUCGCAGCAAGUCGCCCGCCAACCUCCAUCUUCGUGCUGCCCAGCCCAACCACGCACACGCCAUCGCCGAAGCCAAUGCUCUAAAACCUCGCGCUGAACAAGAUCUCGUUACUCAAGUUGUUCAGACUGUGUCUGUUGUUCAGGUCGUCGAUUCAGUCGGAUCGCCAAUCGAAGUACAAACCUAUUACGCACCACCUGCUACCGUCGUCGUGGAUUCUGCCUCGGGCAUCACCGUCGCCGCCAUUUCUGACCCGGAACCCAAGAUCUCCGUGGCGGCCGUGGCGUCGGAUCCGGCUGCGAGCUACAAUGUUCCGUUACCUCCGUCCGCUCCAGCCGCGACCGCCGUGGAAACACCUGGGUUGACCGACCCAUCACCGUCUGCGCCUGUCCCAGAUGCGACCAUAUCUGAUUCAGUGCCCAAGCCCGUCAAUGACACGACGUUGCUACCCACUGCCGAUUUACCAUCUAACACGGUUCCUCCAACAAAUGAGACUAAUGGACCUGUGACGUCGACAGAUCCUGAUACUGCGAGUCACGAAACAACGUUACCAGCUGCUCCUACUACUGCCUCGGAUGUUAGUGGGUCGGGGACUGCCCUCGUAACUACCGAUGACCUGACCGCGACAACAACCGAUAUCCCUACUUUAAUAGAGACUACAUCCGACUUGACCUCGGAAGCGACGCAAGAUGUUGCAUCAGAAGUGACGUCUAAUGAAACCUUAACAGCUACUACCGACGUGACUCGUGCAGAGUCCAAGCCUUCCACAACCACGACACCGCCAACGACGAACACAGCUUCAAGGACCCGCACUUCUUCCACUGUCCUGGUGGUAUCUUCGACCUUCGUCACCUCUUCCAUCAACCCUAGCGACACUUCGACGUACAGCUACUCUGACUCGGUGUACUCGAGCAUUUCGGCUCAGGAAACUUGGUCUUCUGGUUCGUGGGGAGACGAAGAUAAUGAAGGAGGUAGCGGUGCCGCAACAGCUGAUAACCAACCACCAGCGGCGACGACCACUUCGAACUCCAACAACACCGAUACUGGCACACUCUCGCCUCAGCAGAAGCAAGUAAUAGGUGGUGUCGUAGGAAGCAUUGCGGGCGUGGCGUUCUUGGCGUUCUUCGUCCUGUUUGCUCUCAGGUAUAAGAAGAAGCAUCCUGGAGGUGGCAUACUCGGUGGGAGUCAGUCUGGAACGCGCUCAAUUGGUGGCCCAACAUCUGGGCCUGACGGUGAUAGUGGCGCAUCGAUGGCUGAACGUGCUGGGGCAUCUGCUGCCAUCACUGCCGCGUUUGCGGGACUGAUGGGCAAAAAGCAACGAAAAACCCCCGAACUGGAGCCUGUCAGCGAGAGAGGGUUCUACCGAGUUUCAGGGAAAAAGCUUCCUUCUGUUCUUCAGGUUGGUGGUGAUGGUUAUUCUGAUCCGCGGGCCGAACCCCCCUCGACCGGCCGGGCAAAUCGAGAAAGCGUCAUGAGUGGUAACUCUGACUACUGGAGAGGCUCUAUGGCAUUUGAUCCGAGUGACCGGGACUCACCUCAUCUUGCUCUUGGAUCACCAAUGCGGCCAAUAAGCGGCGUGCCUGUAAUUCGAUCCGGCCCAGCUCGAACGCCUGUCACAGAGUCGAAUCCUUUUACGGACCCGUCACGACCAAGACCGGAUUCUGAUGCUCUGGGGGGCUCAACAGGUGGUGGCUCAAUUGCAUCUCGUGAUGGAUCAUUUGGCUCACCAUCACGGUUCCAGGAGAGAAUCUGA
Molecule: messenger RNA, 2139 nt
Organism: Fusarium musae
Lineage: Eukaryota; Fungi; Ascomycota; Sordariomycetes; Hypocreales; Nectriaceae
Exons: 2
Coding region: 1-2139 (712 amino acids)
Source: RefSeq, a predicted model, not a curated record